GCCGAGCUACAUUACAUUCAAAGCGAUUCACAGAGUAGUGGAAUUUCCGGUAUUUUUUAUUUCCCUCUUUAGAAAAUUAAUUUAACUCGCAAUGAUUUUCCUCGCUUUGAUUUCCCUCGCAUGGGGGUAUAGAGCUACAACAACGCCCAGACUGGUCUAUGGUUAGAUGUGAUGGAGUGCAGAGAUCUUGAUGAUUUUUACAUUUUUACCUCCAAAUGAACAUAGCCGUGAGUGAGUAAUGGCUGAACUGGGCGACAAACCGCUGGAGAACUGGACGGAACUGGACGUGAGCUCCUGGUUAAGGUCAAUAGGAGUGAAGGAGCAGUAUGUUCAGAAGCUGCAAGAGGAGGAAGUGGAUGGCAAAAUCCUCAGGGAGGUGACAGAGGACUAUCUGAAAAGAGAGACUGGCAUGAAAUCUGGCCCCGCCCUCCUGAUAGUCAGAAAAAGAAAUGAGCUUGUUGAGACUUUCCAAGGACACAAGCUUCAAGAGACCAAGAAAACUCGAGAGAAUAUACCCAACAAAGGAGCUGGAAGUCAGAAUGAGCUGCGAAGCACAGGCGAUGUGACCACCGAUGCUGGCACUAAUCAGUCCCAUCCAGAGACAGAGACAGAGACACAGACACACAAGGACCAAACAGUAAUUGGGCUUUCCACUAAGAAAGACUGUAAACCAAGGCCCUUUGGCAAAGAAGGUAUUGACUUCACAUACGUCAAAAACAAUGUUUUACAGCCUGAAUCUGGCGUCAUCGAUCUUAUCACUCCUUGUCAUGAAUAUAAAUCACUUGCAAAUGCCGUUAAAUUGGACAGGACAAGGCUGCAAGCAAAAUUUGCCAAGGAGGUUCUCAAAUUUGGCGCUGGAUGCAUGAAUAUUAGAACAAAUGGUACAAUACACUUUGGUGUGAUGGACAGUAGGGAUGACACUCACUAUAUGCACGGUGAAAUAAUUGGCAUUCCUGUGGCAGAGAAAGACAUCCUUGUUGAUGCGUUAGACUAUAUAGAACGGUGUUUUACUUCAGACAGUGAAGACGUGCGACAGUGUAUAAGGCCACCACAAUUUAUCGAGGUCAUAGACAUAAAUGGCACGGAAAAACUUUACGUGGUGGAGGUUGACAUUGUUCCCACAGUGAACGUAGUGAGGAACAGAGUGUACUCUGUCCGUCUUCCAAACUUCAAAGAAAAGUCAAACAAGGUUGAACUUGAAAAGGAAGCAAUCUAUCGCAGAGUAGGAUCCAAAACAGAACCAGUUAUUGAUCAAAAUGUUUUUAACUUCUACCAACGUGUGAGAGACAGAGAUGAUCUGAGAGAAGAGACUGAGAAGUCACAAUUUCUCAACACACCAGAUUUCUGUGAAGACCUGGGAAGGAAACUGACAAUGCUUGUGACCAGCGGGAAAAAGUUCAUUGAACAGGAAAAGUGGUACAUUCUCAUCACAAACAAAUUUCAGCAGGACCAUUUGAGAAGCAUCGACUUUUUAUUGAACAUGAAGAUUUUCUGUGUUUUUGAUUUUGACCCAGAUUCAAAAGUAUCUGGAUUCUGUGGCAAAUACCUUCAGCACCAUGCUGCAAACCUGCAUUUCAUGCAGAACUACAAAAUUCCAAGUGACAUGAGCAUCAGGGAAUUUGAGAGACACCUACACUUGUUUGAACAGACAAGCUGGAUAUUUUGCAAUGGACGAAACGAUUACCGUGGAAACGAAAACCCCUGUGAUGAAAUGACCUGGAUCAAAACCAAAAUCACACUUCUGCGGGAAUCUGUAUCGCUGAUCUGCAAACAGAUCUUGCCGAAGGGCUCUUUCUUGGUGAUCUUUCUUCUCACUUCCCCUGUAGAGAAGCCUCAGUUGCACACUUUCUAUGAAUUUUUCACUGAUAUGGAAGGUCAUGAAGACAUCAUUUGCAUUUCAGAAAGUGAAGAAAACCAUCAGAAGUGGCAGAGCUUUGCGGAGGCGUACUGUAGUGCUGAUGCCGUUAAUCGUUCCAGCAUUGUCGGGAUGAAAAUGAGCCACGUGAACGCUACUCUGCAACGCAUUCAGCCAAUGACGACUCGAGCUACCAAACAUUUGUCAGUUUUCACAAAAGGAGAGUGUCUACUUGAAACUAAAGAAGAGGAAAGGAUGUACUCCUUAGAGAUCCUGAGUGUUGACCAGUGUGAUGAAACCAGCAAUGACUUCAUUGAGGCAGAAAAAGAAAACUUGGAAAGGCAGUUUUACCAUGGCGGUAAAGUGAAGUGGCUGAAUUUCUGGCUUGCAGAGAAGAAGUUUGUUGGGGAAAUCAUUCAGAGAGAUGCAUACAGGGAAAUAUCAAAACUUCUCAGUGACAUUCAGAAAAGAGGUGCAGACCAAGUACCUGUGAGCAGCAUCAAUAUAUACCACCAUCCAGGCAGUGGAGGGAGCACAGCUGCACGACAGGUCAUUUGGAACAACAGAAAAGACCUAAGAUGUGCAGUUGUGAAGCCAUCAUACUCACCAGCUACUGUAUCCGAGCAUGCGGUUCACCUACGUGAAUACGAAGAGAAAGACCCCCCACAAAAAUGCCUCCCAGUACUCUUGCUGGUGGAAGACUGUGAGAAUGACUACCUGGAUGAUCUACGGAAUGAAUUGGUGACUGCUGUCUACACCAAGAGAAUCGCACAGGGGAUGCCCUGUUUCAUUCUUCUCAGCUGCAGACGGUCACACAACCCAGAGAAAAAGUGCAAGGAGUCUCCUCUCCAGAAUGUUGCUGUGACCCACAAGUUGUCAGCAGAGGAGAAGAGGCAGUUUUCUGGGAAACGAGAGAAGCUCGAACAACAGUACCAGCCAGAGUUCAUCUUAACAUUUGUCUUGAUGAGUGAAGAAUUUGACCCACAGUACAUUGAAGAUUUUGUGAAACAUUUGCUGCAAGACAUUGAUCACACAGCUGUUGUCACAAGGCUCAUUCAGUAUGUAGCUUUGCUCAACACCUAUGUGCAGAACUCCUUCAUCUCCCAGUCUCAUUGUGAGGCCUUGAUGAGAAUGACCAUCCAAGUGGACAGAUUCCGCCAACACACCUUUGAGAGAUCCUUGAGUGAGCAAGCUAAACUUAUCUUCAUACACCUGAGAGAUGACAAGACGCACAUUCAUUCAAUCCGUAUCAUUCAUCCUUUGGUGGCAAAGGAGAUUCUCUGGCAGUUGUCAAGUAGCCAGCAGAAUCUAAGUAUAAUUGCACUGAAUUUUCUCCAUGAGGAUGUGCUUUAUGAGAACAGGUUUGGAAGAGAGGAGUAUGUGAAGUUUCUCAGAGACUUGUUCAUGAGGCGUUGCCGAAUCAUUAAAGGUGAUGAAUCUGACAGUUUUUUCUCUCCUCUAAUUGAACAUGUUGUGGAAGAGGAAAGCCCAGACAAGGCUAUCGAGCUUCUAAAAGAAGCGUACAUGCGAUUCAACAAAGAUGCUUUCUUUGCUCAGCAGCUUGCCCGACUCAACUACUCCCAUGAAAAAUUUGAAGAGGCAGAACAAUGGGCAGAAAUAGCUGCAAAAAAGAUGCCCCAAAACUCCUACAUCCUGGACACUAAAGGUCAGGUGUAUAGGAGAUGGUUCAAUGCCAAAUGUAAAGAGAUUGAAAAAAAGACUAAGACACCACAAAACACAGCAGAUGCAAUUGAAAAAGCACUUAAAGCCAUAGACUGCUUCAAAGACUGCCAGGCGGCAGCCAUCUCUGAUCCUGAAACCAUGAACAAUUCAGGCUUUUUUUCUGCAGUGGACAUUGGAUGCAACUUGGUAAAGCUCAUUUUUUCACUGCAAAUGUUUUCAAGAAAGGCUAGUGGCAGCUCUGAGUGCCUUAAGUAUCUAGUGACAGACUACAUCCCUGAAGAAGUAAAGAAGCCUUGGGAAAGGUUCCACAGCAAACUGAAAAGCAUUCAGAUGUCAGUGCAUAAUGCCCUGGAAUGGAUCUCUGAAGAUUUGAGUUACUUUCAGACAGAUUUAAAUGCAGAGGAGGACGAAACGGCUGCAACCUCCGAGAUCAAAAUAAACAAUCCAAAAAAUUGGUUGGUAAACAUGUCUACUGCAUAUGGAAAGCAUUUCAGCAGGGUUUCUCUCAGCACCUUUCAGCAGCAAGGCAAUUUAAAUCCAAUGAACUUGACUCCUUUCAUGAAACGCAUGCAGAUAUACUGUCUUGGCGGGGGGAAUAUAACAGCAAUCUUCUCCCUCCUGCAUGACCAGACAGACAGGGACCAAAUACACGUGCUGGAGGAAAUAAUAUCCUUGUAUCCCUCCAACCCACUGAAGGCAAAACUGGACCAAGUUGAUCUUGUGAACUACAUAGCAUCUCAGAUUGCUUUAGGUUGUCUUUCAACUCAGUCUCCUAAGCUUGCACCAAUUCAGUAUCUUCAGUUUCUCUGCCAGCAGUUCCCAAAUGAGAAGAGCAAAUGCUUAUCCAGUGCUCUUUUCUUGCUCACAUUGCUUUUCUGGCCAGACGACAAUGACGAUGAUAAAGAAAACAAAUACACAAUUGUCAUGUCAGCUGUUGAAUGCCUCAGUAGAAGUUACUGGACCAAAAUGAAAUCGAUGCCCCAAAGGAAGAGGAGAAUUUACACUCACUUUUUCCUGAGCAACGGAAAUGGACGGGACAAGAUUGUACACAAGAGCAAAGUGGAGAGUCUCACAAAGAAGCUCCCUGUGUCAGAAAAAAGGAUGAAGUGGCUACGCGGGGAGGUGUGGAAAAUGCCAGAGAUCAAAACACUUUUGAAGCCCGUUGAUGGCUGGACAGAGGAUGGUACUGUUUUUCUCCAAGGUCCUAAGAAGAAGUUCUUGAUUCCAGCUUUGAAUUCAACCUCAGUGCCCUACGGCAAUGAGAACGUCACUUUCUACUUGGGCUUCACCUUUAGAGGGCCUGUUGCCUACAACAUCACUGAAAUAACAUAAAAUGGGAAGAUAACAUUGUCCUGCAUAAUAAAUUCAUCAAGUACCUGUAAAUAUGUAAAUAAUUGUGACAAAAUGGAAUCAAAGACAGACUUCCAAAGUGGACUGAUUCCUGGAGACGGUGGAGCUGGAGCACUCUUUAAGACAAAGGCAGAGAACAAACUUGUUCUUAUACUCAAGCAUUAAUCCAUAGAAAGACAGGAAACCGACAUUUCAACGUCACCUGACAUCUUCCUCGAAAUGUCGGUUACCUGUCUUUCUAUGGAAAGUAGCGCCCAGGCACAUCUGUUAUGUAGAUAAUUGCCAUGGAGAUGAGAGACCAUGAAUUAUGUUUUUUUUUUUUUUUACAGUACAUGUGCCAUCUAGAAACAUCAAAUACAAAGUUAUUUUUAGAAAUUUUGAGCUAUGUACUACCAACGUAUAUCUGUAAUAUUAAUCUUUUAUUUUAACUUCUGCCAAGGUUAUGUAACGUCAUCCGUCUGUUUUUUGUCCGUGACAAGACAUAUCUGGAAAAGUAAUGACCGGAUUGCCAUGCAUUUUUCUGUGCGCAUUCAUGUUACCAAGAGGAAAAACCCUAUUGACUUUUGUGACUCCAUGGCCUUUCCUCUAGCGCCACCAUCUGGCCAAACAUAUCUUGAAAAGUCAUUACUGAAUUGUCAAGACUUUUACAGUGCACAGUGGUGAUUGUUGUGCCUUGGGUACAUUUUUUCUAGUUUUAUUCUUGUUUGCUUGUUAGUAGAAAUACCCUAGUGAUCAAUAAGUCUUACUGUGUAAACACUGUCUUGAAGACAUGUCAUUAAUAAGAAUUGAAUAUCAUGGAUUGCAUUAAUUCAACAUGGUGCAUUCUACUCUGUUUAAAUCAUUAAAAACAUACAGAAUGAUUGAAUACGAUGAUGAAUGAUUGAAUUCCUUAACCCAGUGCAUAAAGGUUAACAACCAAUGUGUGUGUCUCUGCCUUUUGUGUAAUUAUUUUUGACACCAUAUGAAGAUGGUGCUACACAAGAGAACUUACUGACCUGAUAAAACUGGCGAGUCCUGUGGUAAGAGUUCAAGGAUAUGUAACUGUACAAAAUGAGUAUUGUACCUUAUUGUACCUUGUAGUUGUUCCAAUAACCUUUGGUGUGCACCUCUUGUACAUCGCUUUGGAUAAAAGUGUCUGCCAAAUAAAUGUAAUAUCAUAUGUUGAAAGUGACCUCCCAAACAAAUGGUUCCAUAUUAAUGUAAUGUGCUAGAGCCAGAGACACCCCAAGACUUUUGGGUGCCCUAGGAAAAAAAAUAAUAAUUUGGGGGCCCCUCCAAAACAUUGGCACCUUCUGAUUCUUCUGCCUGGAAACCAAUGUCAAAGGAAGGCAAAAAGGCGGGGCCCUGGACAAGAAGGCAGGGCCCUAACUGCAGUGCCAGAUCUGCCUAGCGGGAGGGGCAAGCCAUUGUGUACUGACAUGAGAGACUGAUUGAGCAAAUAGCUUUGAAUAUGAUCUCUGCAAAUGAUGUGCUGAGGUAAGGAAACCAACUGUGAGAAAAGAGUAAUUUUGGCUAAAACUACGACUGAACAUUCAAGGGCCGAUUAUAAGGACAAUAACAUUUGGACAGCUCUAGCCUAGCCUUUUGACAUUGUAACACAAAGUUCAAGGGGAAGGUCAUAAUUCUGUAUUGACAUGAAAGUGGUGUAACUGGAUUAGCAACAAUGACAUUUUCAAAAUUCCCCUGAAGGGAGUUGUUCUAUCAACUUUGUUGGUAUAAAAGACUGUUCUGCUGUACAGUGUGACUGCACUAUAAGCCAUUAGUAUGGUGUCUUAUGACCACCAUGAUCUUGCACAGUUUUUCAUAUAGCAAUAACUUUUUUAAAAAGUUGAUUUUCCAAUUUGCAAUAAAAGACAUAAA
Anguilla rostrata (American eel) is the source of this 6748-nucleotide messenger RNA. It is a transcript of the gene samd9l, whose product is annotated as sterile alpha motif domain containing 9 like. Gene Ontology annotation, molecular function: protein binding. Gene Ontology annotation, cellular component: cytoplasm. The coding region runs from base 239 to 4870 and encodes 1543 amino acids. The record is from RefSeq and is a predicted model, not a curated record. The transcript has 3 exons. Lineage: Eukaryota; Metazoa; Chordata; Actinopteri; Anguilliformes; Anguillidae.